Molecule: messenger RNA, 1883 nt
Organism: Brienomyrus brachyistius
Lineage: Eukaryota; Metazoa; Chordata; Actinopteri; Osteoglossiformes; Mormyridae
Gene: skp2
Product: S-phase kinase-associated protein 2, E3 ubiquitin protein ligase
Exons: 10
Coding region: 178-1383 (401 amino acids)
Molecular function (GO): protein binding
Source: RefSeq, a predicted model, not a curated record
UCGCUUACCAAGUGUAAACUAACAGGAACACGCGGAAGUGAGCGGGGCGGGCUCUAGCGCAGUUCGCAUUAUUAACCCGGGCGGGCGAACUAGCGGGAGGUUUAAACGACCACACUUGGGCCAAACUUAAAUAACCAACUAUUACAAUACAUCGCGCCUUGUAAAAACCAAACGGAGAUGUCACGGGAACGACCCUUGCAGCAGCUCCCCUGUCUGAGUGAGCAGUUGGACGGAUCCAUGCUUUCUCAAAACAAACCAAUGAAAAUGCUGGACAAAGAGAAUACCCCCCAGGAACUCAUCCAGUGCUGGUCACCCCCCCACAAACUGCCCCGCAUCUCAGCCCGGGGGAAGGAAAACGACUUUGUGCUUGGCAGGAGGCCUCGGAGGAGGAAAGAGCCUACUGGGCUGUCCUGGGACCAGCUUCCUGAUGAGCUCCUUUUGGGAAUCUUCUACUGUCUGUCCCUGCGUGACCUCCUAGACAUGGCUCGAGUCUGCCGUCGAUGGUGCCGUCUGGCGUUUGACGAGUCCCUGUGGAACAGUGUGGACCUGUUGGAUGUGGUCCGCCUGGACGCAGCGCUGUCCCAGGUUCUGCCAGCAGGUGUCCUGACUCUGCGCUGCCCUCGCUCCUGCAUCGGGGAGCCCCGCCUCGCUCGGGCACCGAGUCUGCGUGUACAGCGCAUGGACCUCUCUAGCUGCAUCGUCUCGCCGUCUGUCCUCGGGGACAUCAUGUCCCGUUGCUGCCAUUUGCAGGAUCUCAGUCUGGAGGGCUUGGAGCUUUCUGACGGCAUCCUGCUAUCCCUGGCUCAGAAUCGGGACCUGGUCCGACUCAACCUGUCGGGCUGCUCUGGUGUCUCCCCGCAACCGCUGGGGGACAUGAUCCGGGCCUGCACCAGGAUGGAGGAGCUGAACGUGUCCUGGUGUGACUUCAGCAGCGAGCAUGUGAAGUCGGUCAUCAGUAACAUUGCCGCGGACAUCGCACAGCUCGACAUCAGCGGCUACCGACAGAACUUAACCAUGGAAGAUGUGAAGGUUCUGGUGGAGCGAUGUCCCAAGCUCACACACCUGGAUUUAAGUGACAGCGUGCUGGUGACACCCGAAAGCUUCCAGUUCCUCCGCAGCCUGGCCUCCCUGCGCCAUCUUGGACUCAGCCGCUGCUACCAGAUCCACCCGGCGGCCUUGGCGGAGCUGGAGAAGCUUCCGGCGCUGCGGACGCUGGAGGUGUUUGGCCUGGUGCAGGAGAGCUACCUGCCGGUCCUGAUCAAGGCGCUUCCCCGGCUGCUUAUCAACACGCGCUGCUUCUCCACCGUGGCCCGGCCCACACCGGUGGACUGCAGGGAUGGUGCCGUGUGGGGGGUGCGCUGCCGGCUCUCCUACAGGUCCUGACGACGCUCCCGAAAAGCUCACAGUGUGGGGGGGAGGGGGUAUGAGAAAAUGGAGUGAACUGGUAAAAAAAGGAAGAAUAACAGGACUUAGAAAAGAAUCUUUGCAGAAAAGGGAGCCGUCGCACAACUUGACAGCUGCAGGUCUCCAUCUUUGAAUCCAGACUCCUGCAAGUUCGUUGCAGAACGCGUUGUGAAGGCCUUCCCAGAUCCCUGAGCUUCCAGGGCCCUUGUGAACUGCUUUCCAGUGCAGAGUGGGUGUGGCUUCCCUGCCAGUGAGAACGGUGUCAUAGGGCAGCUGAAGCCUUGGUCCAGCCGACCCAUGGUGGGGGGGGUAUCACCACCCAGUCUCACUUCUUGUCAUUUCUGCUGCCAGGUUGCUCAGACGGGGGGGUGUUUCCUCGGAUGUAGUUUUUAAACUGGAUUAUGACAUUUUGUCUGUGACAUUAACAUGAUCUGUGCAUCAAAGCAUGUAAAUAAACUAGGUUUUUUUUUUAAAGUGAA